This is a messenger RNA of Ceutorhynchus assimilis (cabbage seed weevil), 2281 nucleotides long. The record is from the annotation of a GenBank genome assembly. Lineage: Eukaryota; Metazoa; Arthropoda; Insecta; Coleoptera; Curculionidae.
UGGCCAACUACGUUGACAACAUGUGUGAAAACUUUCGGUCCGUCAACGUACUUCAUUAAAAUCAGGCAAAGCGUGAAAACCUUCCGAAGUAUUUUUCCUAUAAGGCGGGUGCGGUAAAGUCGUUCUUUUCGUUCGCGGUCGUGCGUUAACGAAAAGCUGAUGUCAACCUGGUGAUUAGUUUUUCGCGCUCUACCGAGAUGCACUUGGACUUGUAAAAUAUAUAAUUGAUAGUUUUGAUGAUUUAGAUUUUGGACGGAUUGGAAGAAAGAUUUUUAGACCGUCAGAGAAAUAUUGUCCAAUUUCUGUUAGUUCAGUGACUUAAAAUGCAUCACCAACAACAAAACGGUAUAAGUGCGCCCAUGGACAAUACCUCAGUGUCGUACCAUUCGCAAUUCAGUUACGGUGCAAACGAUAAUUGGACUUACACCACUCCAGCUGUGACUCCUAUGAAACAAAUCGAAGCUUGUCUGCAAAGCGCAGGAAAAGACAGGAAGGCGUACUCUCCUUUAGAUCAAGCAGAUGCCUUAUCAUUGGAACAAGAAAAUGAGAGGCCAGAAAAUAACAAUAGGAAUAAUACACAUAACAAAAAUCACAGUAUAUCCGCAGCUACGUCACCAGCUCUUUCCAACGCCAGCGCCAUCUUAGAAAUGAAACAUCUCUGGGAUGAAUUCUACUCGCUAGGAACCGAAAUGAUUGUAACAAAGGCUGGAAGAAGAAUGUUUCCCACUUUUCAAGUGAAACUUUGUGGCCUGGACUUACAUUCUGAGUACAUGCUAAUGAUGGAUUUCGUGCCGGUGGACGAUAAAAGAUACCGAUACGCAUUUCACAGUUCUAGUUGGGUGGUAGCUGGUAAAGCAGAUCCAGUGUCACCGCCAAGAAUCCACGUCCACCCUGACAGUCCUGCCACUGGAGCUCAAUGGAUGAAACAAACAGUGUCGUUCGAUAAAUUGAAAUUAACUAAUAAUCAAUUGGACGAUAAUGGCCACAUUAUUCUAAAUUCAAUGCACCGCUAUCAGCCAAGGUUCCACGUGGUGUAUUUGCCUCCAAAAAACACUCCAAACUCCGAAGAGAAUAGCAAUGAAAAUUUCAAAACUUUCGUAUUUCCCGAGACAUCGUUCACUGCAGUCACGGCCUAUCAGAAUCACAGGAUAACGCAGCUGAAAAUAGCCAGCAAUCCCUUCGCCAAGGGUUUUAGAGACUGCGAUCCUGAUGACGGUACGCCAGAAGUUCCUAGUCCCUCAUCAAGCUCACAACAAAGACAACGCACGCCAUCUAGAUCGACUCCAAACAAUUGCGGAGCAAAAGAUGAGGAAACAUCCGACAAUCACCCCACUCCAGCUCAACAACACCAAUCAGACUCGUUGCACAACCCCCACCACUCGAUGAUCUUCCAAAACCGUUAUCAGGCGACCAAUCAAGCGACCAGCCCUUCUCUACUACAAUCGAACAUACUCAGUGCCGGACUAAACUCAAUUACCCAACCGUAUUCGGCUGAAAUUUGCAAUUACGGCCCUGUUUAUCAUCCGCAUAAUAUUUUACACAAUUAUAAUACCGUUUAUAGUAAUGAUAAGGGGAUGAGAUCUCCGAAUUUUGCUAGAGGGAUGUAUGGAGGUUAUCAGGGGUUUUAUGCUAAUAAUGGGAAUUUUAGGAGCGCUACUUUAACAGGAACUCAUCAGAAUGGUUAUGAUUUUACUCCAAGAUAAAAAUGUUUUUUGACUAUACAGUUGUAAAUAUGUAUUUAAAUAAAUCCUUUAUUUAAAAAAAUAAUUCUCAUACAACUGACCAAAGAAGUAUUAUGUAUAGAGCUGAUUUCAUCAUUUCAUGUGUAAAUAAAGCGUUAUUAAAAACAAUAAAAUGGCUGCCAAAGUUGUAAAUAUCUAGAUUUUGAUAAAUUGCUGUAGCUUAUAGUGGAAUAAAUAAUAUUUCAUCACAAGAAUUUUAUUGUAUAUUUUACUGUGUUACUAGGUUUAUAGAAUUCUUAUAAAGAUGCCAAAAACUAUUUUGAAAUUUUAUUUUUAAGGUUUUAUUUGAGUUUAAUGCCUGUAUUUUAAAUAUAGUUAAUAAUGUUAAGAUUGAAAAUUUAUUUAUUUAUUAAAAUAGAUAAUCUUAUGUACCUAUGUAUUUUGUUGUUUUAUUUCAAAAAGGCAAACAUCUAAUGAGUUUUAUGAUUUUGAGGAUUUAAGCAAAGUGAUAAGGGCUACUUUGUAACUAUUCAAUGAAAUAGCACAGGUAUUUAUUUUUAUUCCAAUCAUAUCAGGUCAUAAUUGAAGCUAAAACUUUU